Messenger RNA from Cornus florida, 1853 nucleotides. RefSeq lists its product as uncharacterized. NCBI's taxonomy places the organism in Eukaryota, Viridiplantae, Streptophyta, Magnoliopsida, Cornales, Cornaceae. The transcript has a single exon. The coding region runs from base 177 to 1640 and encodes 487 amino acids. Gene Ontology annotation, molecular function: protein binding. The record is from RefSeq and is a predicted model, not a curated record.
UUUUCCAAUCAUUUCACUGAAAUCGCUCUCUAGUCCCUCUCUUCACGUUUUCCAACCCGCCGAAUCGCACGUGCCACUACCCCCUCUCUCUCCUCUUUCUCUCUCUACAACUUUUUUCUCUCUCAUGACGACACACUGCAACCUGUAACAAACCCUAACCAUCCGAAAUCAAAGCAAUGGAGAACUAUUCGAACUCUUCCUAUCCAGAUUCCGGCAACUCCUCGCCGCAAUCGCGAGAGAGUGAAAACGCUUUGUGGGAAGAGCCUCUUUCGACCAACUACAAGGUCAAGUUCAUGUGCAGUUACGGCGGCAAAAUUCACCCUAGAUCGCACGACAAUCAACUCACAUACGUCGGCGGCGACACCAAGAUCUUGGCCGUCGAUCGGAGCAUCAGAUUCUCGGCUUUCAUGGCCAAACUCUCAUCUCUUUGUGCGGACCCGGAGGUGUGUUGCAAGUAUCAGUUACCGGAAGAAGAUCUGGACGCUCUGAUCUCGGUAACCAACGACGAGGAUCUCGAGCACAUGAUGUUGGAGUUCGACCGGUUGUACCGUGUGUCGGCCAAACCGGCGAGACUGAGACUUUUUCUGUUCCCUCUGAACCUUCCGGCGAGUUUUGGGACGAACGAGACGAAAUCGGAGAAGCAGUGGUUCGUUGACGCUUUGAAUUCUGCGGUGCAGAUCCAGUCCCUACAAGGUUCUGCGCCGCCGCCUGCGGAGGUGAAUCCGGACUUCUUGUUCGGUUUGGAUAAAGGACACGCGCCGCCGGAAGCGGCGGCAAAGCUGCGAGAUCCGACACCGCCGCCGACAGUUCCGGAGGUAUUUACGAGGGAAAUUCAUGCGGGAUCGGACAGUGGUUCGGAGGACCGGCACGUCAUCGGCGAUCCGGUGGUUUCGCCGUUGGAGAUCCAGAGGCAGAUGCAAGAUUUGCAGAGACUGCAUAUCUCUGGCCAUGAACAAUCUGUGUUUCACAAAAAAAGCGACGAAACGAACCCUGGGAAUUAUACCGGAGCGUAUUACGCACAGCAAAUUCCAGAAAAGCUUCCACCGCCGCCUCAGACGGCGGUUCCGGCAGCGUACAUGACUGCCGGAGGUUACACGGUGGCGGCGCCUUCGCCGCUAUCAGGACCUGAAUCGCCGGUGUACCUCAUUCAGACGCCUGCUGGAGUGUAUCAGGCUUCGGGAUUGCCACCGGUGACUGGCCAAGUGGGUCAGGGUUACUACGGAAUGCAGAGGGUAAUGCCGGAGGUUUACCGGGAGCAGCCGGUGUACAGUACGGUCCCACCGCAGCAAUCAAUUCAGCAGCAGCCAAAGUAUGGAGCCUACACUGAAGCCGUCGGAAUGGUACCUCAACCUGCAGGCGGAGGCGUUGGGGUUGCUGCUGGAGCCUACACUGAAGCGGUCGGAAUGGUACCUCAACCUCCAGGGGGAGGCGUUGGGGUUGCUGCUCAGCCUAUGUAUGCGCAGGUUGGCUACGACGGCGCUGGGCGGCAGGUUUACUACACCACCACCGCAAGAGGCGUAGUGCCACCGUAUCAGCCGGUGACGGCGACUGCUGUGGCGGUUGAUGUGAGGCAAACCGGUGGCGCGUUGAACCAAGAAGGUAAGGUGGUUGCAAAAGCUCCCCAGAGUUCUUCAAUGUGAUUUUCAUGUUAUUUUAAUUUUAAUUAUUCUUUUUUUUUUUAAUUUUUUUUUUUAUAAAUAAAUUUAUUAGUUUAUCCUUUUGUGGGGUUUGUUUUUGUUGCUAUGUCCAUGUAACCAGGUUUGUUUUUGUGUGUAUAAAUGAUGAGAACGGAACAUUGUUGUGUCAUGCGUGCGUAAAUUUUAUACUAAUUCUCUGAAUAGUUUUAUUGUUCA